CCUUUCCCCAGAGGCGCCCCGCCUCCUUUGUUCCGGGCAGCUUCCGCCGGAAACGACUCUCAAGUGCCUCUCUCUUACCUGUCCCCUGACAUGGCGCCGCUCUGGCGUCGGCUGAAAGAGGCCUCGUUGGUGCUGGGUGGCGGCGGCACACUCCUGGCGUCCUUCCUGGUAGUGACCGGGGACCGGGACUUCUAUGCGGCGCAGCUGAUGCCGGCCCUGCAGUGGGCACUGGGCCCUGAGGCCUCCCAUGGACUGGCCCUCCGCCUCCUGGCUCUCGGGUUCCGGCCAUUGCGGCCUCGGAAGGAGGAGGAGGAGGGUACCAGCACCUUGGAGGCAAGGGUCUUUGGGCGGCGCUUCCGGAACCCCCUUGGUCUGGCAGCCGGCUUCGACAAGGAUGGGGAGGCGGUGGAUGGCCUCUUUGGGCUGGGCUUUGGCUUCGUGGAAGUGGGCAGUGUCACCCCGCAGCCCCAGGAGGGCAACCCCCGCCCCAGGGUCUUCCGUCUCGGCCAGGACCAGGCCAUUAUCAACAGGUAUGGAUUCAACAGCCAGGGCCAUGCGGCUGUGCAGCAGCGACUUCAAGCUCGGCAGGAGACCCAGCAUUGCCUUCGCAAAGAGGGCAUGCUUCUCGGAAUUAACCUUGGCAAGAACAAGUCUUCAGUGGACGCCUCUGCAGACUAUGUAGCCGGAGUCCAGAAGCUGGGCCCACUGGCUGACUACUUGGUAGUGAACGUUUCCAGCCCCAACACACCCGGCUUGCGGAACCUGCAGGGAAAAGCCGAGCUCCGCCUUCUGUUAGGCAAGGUGCUGGCCGAAAGAGAUGCCCUGCCUGCGGAGCCCAAGCCUGCUGUCCUGGUGAAAAUUGCGCCCGACCUCACGGCCCAGGAGAAGCGGGACAUUGCUAGCGUUGUUUGCGAGCUGGGUGUUGACGGACUGGUGGUCACCAACACCACUGUGAGUCGGCCAGAUUCCCUGCAUGGGGCGCAUCGCGAUGAGGUGGGCGGCUUGAGUGGACCUCCUUUGCGCCCGCUCUCCACUGAGACGGUUCGUGAGAUGUAUGCCCUUACCAAAGGACGUGUGCCCAUCAUUGGCGUGGGAGGCAUCUGCAGUGGUCAGGACGCCUUGGAGAAGAUCCGGGCGGGGGCCUCCUUGGUGCAACUCUACACAGCCUUGGCCUACCAGGGGCCACCUGUGGUGUGGGCUGUGAAGCAGGAGCUGGCGGCGCUUCUGAGGGAGCAGGGAUUCCAGAGUGUCCAGGAGGCCGUGGGCGCGGACCACCGCCUCUGAGGAGUCUUGCUGUGGACCCAGGGAGGCCUUUUGGCCCAGAUGUCAAGCAGGGGCUUCUGAAGCUGGCGGAUUGGCUGCUGCAUGUCUUGUGGAAGUGCCUGUGCUGCGGAAGAAGUGCUCGUUCUUCACUUUGGCAGCCUCUACCAGAUGGGAGCCCUGCAACCUGUGGCUUCUGGCCCAAAACAAGCCAAGACUGACCCAUCUGAGCAGACUGGACUGAGCAUCUUUGAUCAGAGAUCAUGGGGGGAGUGCAAAGCGCAGAGGAAUCCAUGGAGGCAGUGGGGUUCAGGAGGAGCCAUCCAGUCAGCCAUAUCGGUGCCUCCUCUUCCCUCUUGGCAGCCUCAAAGGGGACAGUGGGGCCAUGUUGCAGCCAAGAGCCUUGGACACAAUAUUUGGAGGGAGGGCAGUAAACUCUGCAGAGACCAGCGCUUCCCUGUCCCCAAAGGCAGACUCUGUCCUUCAGGCCUUUCAGCUUGGUGGAUGUUUCAGUAAAGGGCUUGCCUCCUGGCUCAAA
Messenger RNA from Anolis carolinensis (green anole), 1798 nucleotides. It is a transcript of the gene dhodh, whose product is annotated as dihydroorotate dehydrogenase (quinone). Gene Ontology annotation, molecular function: dihydroorotate dehydrogenase activity. The record is from RefSeq and is a predicted model, not a curated record. The coding region runs from base 91 to 1284 and encodes 397 amino acids. Gene Ontology annotation, cellular component: mitochondrial inner membrane; cytoplasm. Lineage: Eukaryota; Metazoa; Chordata; Lepidosauria; Squamata; Anolidae. Gene Ontology annotation, biological process: 'de novo' pyrimidine nucleobase biosynthetic process; pyrimidine ribonucleotide biosynthetic process. The transcript has 9 exons.